GCCCCGCCCCGCCCCGUGGCCCUUGAACCUCCGCCCCGAGCCACGCACACCCAAUGCUUCCCAGAGCCAGCCGUUCCGUGUUGUCCACUCUUCUCUGCACUCUUCGGGCUGCCCCUGUCGCCGCCAUGAGCACUGGCACCUUCGUUGUGUCGCAGCCGCUCAAUUAUCGCGGCGGGGCCCGUGUGGAGCCUGUGGACUCCUCCGGCACGGAGAAGGCGUUUGAACCGGCAACCGGCCGUGUGAUAGCUACUUUCACAUGUUCAGGAGAAAAGGAAGUAGAUUUGGCUGUUCAGAAUGCAAAAGCUGCUUUUAAAAUAUGGAGUAAAAAAUCUGGCAUGGAGCGUUGCCGAAUCCUUUUGGAGGCUGCCAGGAUAAUAAGGGAACGGAAGGAGGAAAUUGCCACUGUGGAGACGAUCAACAACGGCAAGUCCAUCUUUGAGGCCCGCUUCGACAUUGACACUUCCUGGCAGUGCCUGGAGUACUAUGCAGGCUUGGCUGGGUCCAUGGCUGGUGAACACAUUCAGCUCCCGGGUGGAUCCUUUGGUUAUACCAGAAGAGAACCACUUGGAGUAUGUGUGGGAAUAGGAGCCUGGAACUACCCCUUCCAGAUCGCCUCUUGGAAGUCAGCCCCAGCCUUAGCUUGCGGUAAUGCCAUGGUCUUUAAACCCUCCCCCUUUACACCAGUCUCUGCAUUGCUACUGGCUGAAAUCUAUACCAAGGCUGGCGUGCCUCCUGGGCUCUUCAACGUGGUGCAAGGAGGGGCUGCCACAGGCCAGUUUCUGUGCCAGCAUCGUGACGUGGCCAAAGUCUCCUUCACUGGAAGUGUGCCCACUGGCACAAAGAUCAUGGAGAUGUCAGCCAAAGGAAUCAAACCUGUCACCUUGGAACUUGGGGGCAAAUCUCCACUCAUCAUCUUCUCAGACUGUGACAUGGAGAAUGCAGUGAAGGGGGCUCUGAUGGCCAACUUCCUCACACAAGGCGAGGUAUGCACCUGUCUCUGGGAAAGGUGUCCGAGGAAUCUCCACCCCUUCAUCCAGCAGUAUGUUUUAAAGCCUUUUCUUUUGAAAUACUUUCAGAAUUAACAGAAAAGUUUCAGGACUAGCACAAAGAGUUCCCAUGUACCCUUGAUCCACAUUCCUCAAGUGUGGUGUGUUUAAUACAAAAUAUGUGGGUUUCUCUUCUUUCCUUUUUGGCAGGGUGCUAAAGUGUUGUGUGGUGGAGAUAUCUACGUACCUGAUGAUCCCAAGUUAAAGGAUGGAUAUUACAUGCAACCUUGUAUAUUAACUAAUUGCAGAGAUGACAUGACCUGUGUGAAAGAAGAGAUCUUUGGGCCUGUUAUGUCCAUUUUAUCAUUUGACACUGAAGCUGAGGUUCUAGAAAGAGCCAAUGAUACCACUUUUGGACUAGCGGCUGGCGUCUUUACCAGGGACCUCCAGCGGGCUCACAGAGUGGUGGCAGAGCUCCAGGCUGGAAUGUGCUUCAUUAACAACUACAACGUCAGCCCAGUAGAGUUGCCCUUUGGUGGAUACAAGAAGUCAGGAUUUGGCAGAGAGAACGGCCGUGUGACAAUUGAAUAUUAUUCACAACUAAAGACUGUGUGCGUGGAGAUGGGUGAUGUGGAAUCUGCUUUUUGAAGACCUGCGGUGAAACCCGCUACAUGGCCAGGCUGUGGAAAAAUGAGGAUCAUCGCCCUUGGCAGAGGCUUGACAGCUGGCACAGUUUAAACCCAGAAUUUUGAUCAUUCAGGAUGAGAGAAUGGUUCAGUGUUACUCUUCACCUCCCAAUCACUCUCCCGGUUGAAAAUGUGUCUGAGUGCCUUUUAGAUACUAAUCAAGAAAGUUGUGAUUUCCUUCAAAGCAAAUUUCUGUGAAAUCUUUUAAGAGCCAGGAACAGACUUCCAGAGAAUAGGGAGCAGGACUAGGAUUAUAUGUUUUCCACACAUUUUGCCUACAGGCAAUGUUAAUUCUCUGGCUUAUUUAAAGAUCUUAUUCCUUUGUAGGUUCAUGGUAAAAUCAGAAGAGAUGAUUUCUGCUCACUGACGUUUUUUUUAAGCUAUGUCCUUUUGUCAUACCAUUAAGGAAGCUGACAGCUGGGAUUGGGAAGGGAUUAGAUUAAUAGGUUAAAUUCUGUGCGAUGUUGACUGUCUGUAGUAAGCACUUCGGUUUCCAUUUGACACUGCAACAGAGAAGACCUGUCUUGGGUUCUUUUUUUUUUUUUUAAACUCAAGUUCUUGAACUACAGUCUGCUUUCUUACAUCAGAAGAGUUACCUUUUAAAUGUGCCAAUGUAGUUUAGUGAAAUUAAAUCACAUAUCUUUUAA
Messenger RNA from Otolemur garnettii (small-eared galago), 2319 nucleotides. RefSeq names its product aldehyde dehydrogenase 9 family member A1 (gene ALDH9A1). The record is from RefSeq and is a predicted model, not a curated record. The transcript is spliced from 10 exons. NCBI's taxonomy places the organism in Eukaryota, Metazoa, Chordata, Mammalia, Primates, Galagidae. Gene Ontology annotation, molecular function: 4-trimethylammoniobutyraldehyde dehydrogenase (NAD+) activity; aminobutyraldehyde dehydrogenase (NAD+) activity.